AUGUCUUCCAGCCAGAACCUUCAACAAGUGCUUGGAGAUCCAUCUGCACCCCAUCCAUUCAAGCUCCCGAGUACUGUCACGACAUUAGAGAAGGCUAUCCAACAAGUUCAAAACCUGGGCAUUGCCUGGUUCAUCAUCCACAGCGCUCUCGAUAGGGCCGGGGAUCCGAACAUAAAAGAACAUCUUAGAAACGAAUCCGAAUCCGAUGCUUAUAUCGAGAGCGAGCGAGAACUUAUCGAGUUGCUGAGAAGUAUGGUAGCGAAUGGUACCUUGCUCUCUGCCUUCUGGCGCCAAGCACCCUGGUUACCAUAUUCUCCAGGAGCGUUUCUAAAACCUGAGCCAGAGACUACCGAUGCGGACACAGCUCUUCGUACGCGGUGA
This is a messenger RNA of Cantharellus anzutake, 381 nucleotides long. RefSeq lists its product as uncharacterized. NCBI's taxonomy places the organism in Eukaryota, Fungi, Basidiomycota, Agaricomycetes, Cantharellales, Hydnaceae. The record is from RefSeq and is a predicted model, not a curated record. The transcript is spliced from 2 exons. The coding region runs from base 1 to 381 and encodes 126 amino acids.